Molecule: messenger RNA, 462 nt
Organism: Tripterygium wilfordii
Lineage: Eukaryota; Viridiplantae; Streptophyta; Magnoliopsida; Celastrales; Celastraceae
Product: acyl carrier protein-like
Exons: 4
Coding region: 1-462 (153 amino acids)
Biological process (GO): fatty acid biosynthetic process
Molecular function (GO): acyl carrier activity; phosphopantetheine binding
Source: RefSeq, a predicted model, not a curated record
AUGGCUUCCUUUGUUUCAACCCCUGCAUGUCCAUUGGCUACCCUUCCCCCAUCAAGGGUUAGAGUCCCUGGUAUUCAUAUCAAUAGUUUCUCAGUCAAUGUUCGGCCUCUCUUCUCCGGUUUGAAGCAACUCCCAGGAAUCCAACUUGAGGCAGCAGCAGCUGCUGCAUCCUAUCCGUUCCGCUCUAGAUGCUCUAGGACUCCAAUUUCUUGCUCUGCUCAGGCUGAGACUUUGCAAACCGUCCAAAGCACCAUUGCGAAGCAACUAUCAGUAGAGGUCAGCUCCGUGGCUCCUGAAACCAAAUUUGCUGACUUGGGGGCUGAUUCCCUCGACACGGUGGAAAUUAUGAUGGCUUUGGAAGAACAAUUCGAAGUGUCAAUUGGUGAGGGUGGAGCUGAGAACAUUGCCACAGUUCAGGAUGCUGCAGACCUUGUUGAGAAACUGAACGCAGAAGCUACCUAG